ACCUCCAUCCAUCGCCCACCAUCUCCUCCAAUAUCGCUCAGAGAAAGGGAGGCUUUCAUUCCCUGUGAGUGAGAAGGGAGAUGAGGGCGGGAGCAGGGUUCAACACGACGGCAGUGGUGGUGCCCUCGGCAGCGGCGGCGGCGGCGGCGGCGGGGGGAGGAGGUGGGCACUCGGAGUGGCACUCGCCGGUGCCCUACCUGUUCGGGGGUCUGGCGGCGAUGCUGGGCCUCAUCGCCUUCGCCCUCCUCCUCCUCGCCUGCUCUUACUGGAAGCUAUCGAGACGCCUCGGGGGCCGCCGCGGCGGGGACGCCGAGCCGGACCCGAAGACGUGGGUGGGGGUGGCGAAGCCGGCCGCGUGCUACGAGGAAAAGGUAGUGGUGAUCAUGGCCGGAGACGAGAAGCCGACGUACCUCGCGACUCCCAUUUCGAGCCCAGCCUCGUCGUCGUUCGGUGAUCACUGUAAUAAGGGCGAUCAUUACAAUGACGAAGAGGAGGGGAAGAAGAUCGAGGAUUGCACGGGGCCGGGAAAUGAGACGCAAAACAAGGAACAGAUCCGUAGCCAAAGAGAGAACCAAAACUUGGGUGCAUGAGUUUUAUUAUUAUUAUUAUUAUUAUUAUUAUUAUUAUUAUUUAGAUCGCUUUUUCUGAUUUUUAUUUGCGGGAAAAAUGUAAUGUUUUAGUCGAAGAAGAGAGCCCCCUUUUUUGUGUUUUCCGGUUGCAUAGAAAAUGCAUAUUUUAUGUCUUUCA
Messenger RNA from Musa acuminata AAA Group (dessert banana), 747 nucleotides. RefSeq names its product protein GLUTAMINE DUMPER 2. The transcript has a single exon. Gene Ontology annotation, biological process: regulation of amino acid export. NCBI's taxonomy places the organism in Eukaryota, Viridiplantae, Streptophyta, Magnoliopsida, Zingiberales, Musaceae. The record is from RefSeq and is a predicted model, not a curated record. Bases 81 to 590 code for a protein of 169 amino acids.